Molecule: messenger RNA, 610 nt
Organism: Danio aesculapii
Lineage: Eukaryota; Metazoa; Chordata; Actinopteri; Cypriniformes; Danionidae
Product: ladderlectin-like
Exons: 6
Coding region: 66-518 (150 amino acids)
Molecular function (GO): signaling receptor activity
Source: RefSeq, a predicted model, not a curated record
CAGCAGGGCUGAUUGAGCAACUUCACAAACUCUUCAGAAAUUAUUAAAUCGGAACACUGAGGGUAAUGAUGGUGAUGCUGAGUAGUCUUCUGCUGCUUUUCAUGUUCUCCAUGGGGAAUGCUGCAGACUUGGAUGAGAAAUGCCCCUGUGGGUGGAGAAACUCUGGAUCUCGCUGCUUUAAGUUUUUCUCCACGUCUGUUAGUUGGGUCACAGCAGAGAAAAACUGUCAAAGUCUUAGUGCGAAUCUUGCUUCUGUGCAUAACAAAGUGGAAAAUGACUUCCUGCUGAGUCUGGCUGGUGAUUCCACACGUUGCUGGAUUGGGGGCUAUGAUGCUGAAGAUGCAGAAAAUUGGUUUUGGUCUGAUGGAUCUCCAUUUGGUUAUACCAACUGGUGUUCAGGAGAGCCUAACAACAAGAAUACAGAGCACUGCUUGGAGAUCAACUGGACAGCGAACCACUGCUGGAAUAAUACACCUUGUUCAAGUACACAAGGCUAUAUUUGUGCCAGAAAACUGUGAGUUGAUACCUGUGGUGUGCAGUCAUGAUUGGGAUAAAUUCAGAUUCUAUUCUCAUCAGCUCUGAACUGCUUCAAUAAAUUAAAUUGUUGUAA